GUCAUGAAGUUAGAGAAGAAGCGGCAUGUCAGCGCACCUCCGACUAGCUCGAAGCCGUACCUUCCGCUUUGAGCGGCUUCGUCGCUUUUGCAGCAUCAACAUUGACAGCUGGACAAAAUGCUAUUACGACAACGGUUACGCUUCCCUCGGCGAGGUCAGCCUACCAUUCAGCAUGCUCCUCUCCGUCGCAACCUGGUCGCCGCGCCGCGACCAGGCGAAGGCCCGCUCAUGGAACGCCGCCCCGAUCGCGCCCUCCCUCCCAUCUCCGGCUCCUACCGGUGGCUGACGACACUACCCAUCUUCGCCAUCAUCAUGGUUGGCUCGACACUCGCCAUUUUCAACUACCAAAAGCUGAACAGCUCGGUCGUCAGCAGUACGCUGUAUGCGCUGCGCACCAACCCGCGAGCGCGAGAGAUACUUGGCGAUGAGGUCUACUUCAACAGCAAGGUGCCGAUUAUUUGGGGUGAGCUCAAUCAACUACAUGGCCGGAUAGACAUCAACUUCUGGGUGAAGGGUACAAAGGGGAAGGGGCUGAUGCGGUUUAAGAGUGAGAGAAAGACCAGGAUGGGCUAUUUCGAUACAUUGGAGUGGAGUCUUGAGCCAGAGGGCGGCGACAAGGUCUCUCUGUUGCAAGCAGAGGGCGGAGACCCUUUCGUGCAGUCAACCGCGGACAAGAUCGCCGUUACGGCAGGGUAGAACUUGAACACCGUAACGCAGUUUACCGAACAAGAAUCGAUCGAAAAGGGAUGUUUCAGAAGAUUACCGUCGCCUGUCACACAUUCUUGGAGUAACGCGAAGGUUGACGUGUGCGCCCAAGGAUACAGGCACCGCCGGUCUGCCACGCUUAGGCGGCGCAGUAGGAGCGAGCUUCGAGAACGCCGGGCAGCGUUGUCGAGAUCGGCCAGAGUAGCGAGGGGACCGGUCGAUGACUCCAAACCAUACUCGGCGCGGGCGACGGGAAGGAGCUUCGCGCAGGAGCUUCGCACGCUGUGAAGGCUGGGAUGGGAGUGCGCGUUGCGCUUC
Messenger RNA from Baudoinia panamericana UAMH 10762, 1023 nucleotides. RefSeq lists its product as uncharacterized. The record is from RefSeq and is a predicted model, not a curated record. Gene Ontology annotation, cellular component: mitochondrial inner membrane. Lineage: Eukaryota; Fungi; Ascomycota; Dothideomycetes; Mycosphaerellales; Teratosphaeriaceae. Gene Ontology annotation, biological process: mitochondrial respiratory chain complex IV assembly. The coding region runs from base 118 to 696 and encodes 192 amino acids. The transcript has 2 exons.